This is a messenger RNA of Armigeres subalbatus, 2393 nucleotides long. RefSeq names its product proliferation-associated protein 2G4. The record is from RefSeq and is a predicted model, not a curated record. The transcript is spliced from 6 exons. NCBI's taxonomy places the organism in Eukaryota, Metazoa, Arthropoda, Insecta, Diptera, Culicidae. The coding region runs from base 266 to 1594 and encodes 442 amino acids.
GCGACGUCGUCUUUUUUCCAUCAUCGCGGGCACGCCACCCCCCGAACUGCUCUGUGCUCACAGCUCGCGUUUUUCACAUCAGCAAAGCGAAAAAGGUGUUCGUCGCAUUUGUUCGGGGAAAAAAUAGUUUUGGGGAAAAUCUGCCGCGUCAAAGGCGUUAAAUAUAUUUUCUUCGGUAAUUUCGACGACGGAGAGUCUUGAAAUAGCUGAAAAUUGUGACAAUCUGCGGUGUGCGGUGUGAAGUGGAACCGGAUCUCGGGACAAGAUGGUCAACAACGAUAAGCAUCAGGCGCAGGAGGAGGAACACACCAUUGCGGACAAUACGGUCGUGCAGAAGUACAAAACAGCUGGAACUGUCGUGAACAAAAUUCUUCAAAGCCUCAUACAAGGAUGCAAAGUCGGAACCUCUGUGAAAGCCCUGUGCCAGAAGGGAGACAGCCAAAUGGAAUCGGAAACCGCCAAGAAAUUCAAAAAUGAACCCGACAUGAAGAAGGGAAUCGCUUUUCCAACCUGUCUUUCUGUGAACAACUGCAUUUGCCACUUCUCUCCAUCGAAGAAUGAUCCGGAUUACCAGCUGAAGGCAGGAGAUGUUGUUAAAAUUGACCUGGGAGCGCACAUCGACGGUUUCAUUGCGGUGGCCGCGCACACGAUCGUGGUCGGUGCCAAGCCGGACAAUAAGGCCAAAGGCCGUGCGGCAGAUGUCGUGCUGGCCGCGUACCACGCCGGCCAGGCUGCCUUACGACUGCUGAAGGAUGGCACCAGCAACUACGCUGUGACGGAUGCCGUCCAGAAGAUAGCCGCCGAAUACAAAUGUAAACCGAUCGAGGGUAUGCUCAGCCACCAGCUGAAGCAGUUCAAGAUCGACGGUGAGAAGACGAUCAUCCAGAACCCCACCAUCGCGCAGAAGAAGGAACACGAGAAGUGCGAGUUCGAAAAGUACGAAGUGUACGCCAUGGACGUGCUGGUCAGCACCGGCGAGGGACUGGGCAGGGAAAUGGACACAAAGGUUUCGAUCUACAAGAAAACCGAGGAGAACUAUCUACUUAAAUUGAAGGCAUCGCGUGCGUUCUACGCUGAGGUGAAAAAGAAGUACGGUCCAAUGCCAUUCAAUCUGCGUAAUUUCGAGGAAGAAGCCAAGGCCAAGAUGGGAGUGCACGAGUGCGUAACGCACAAACUGGUCGAACCUUUCCAAGUAUUAUUCGAGAAACACAACGAAAUCGUCGCCCAGUUCAAGAACACCGUACUCAUCCUGCCCAACGGACUGCAAGUAGUGACCGGUUGCCCCUUCGAUGUGAGCUGUUUCGAGAGCGAACACAGCGUCCAAGAUGAGGAGAUGAAGAAACUGCUCGAAUCGGAAAUUGGUCUUGCGGACGCCAAAAAGUCUGCGGUGGCCAAGCUGGCCAAGGCAGCUGCCGCCCCCAAAGCUACCAAUAAUGCUGCUGCUCCUGCUACUCCUGCUACCACCGCUGCCGCACCUGUCGAUGGCUCUGCUCCGGUGGCAGCCGCCAAGGACAAGAAGAAAAAGAAGAAGAAGAAGGCCUCCGCUGGCGGUGAUGCGACGGAAGAAGCCGGUAAGGAAAAUGCUGCUGCCUAGGUGGCGUCAUUUGUGUAGGUUGUGCUCCGUUCUUGAAAUUUGGUUCUAAGACAGGAGGGUGCAGUGUGACCGCUUGGCUAUCAUUCAGUUUCACUGCACCCUUUUUGAAUAAGUCCAACUAUCUUUCAUUUUCUGUGUAUUGCUGAAGCCACGCGAUAAUUGCUUCGCGUCACUCAAUUUGCGUCAAUUCGAAACUUUGGCGUAGAACUGGCAGCGACUUGAAGAGUAUCAUUAAUUAGUAGUUGAGAGUUAGUGAGUUGUUGUUCGUUGUCCUUCGAUAAGACUGUCAGGAGCUAGCGUCGAUUGUGAGUGGUGCGCAUCAUAGAACCAACAUGAAGCAUGUUUUGUGACCUAACUACUUUAGAAACCCCUCCCGCCCAUGUCUUUUUUUUCCAGAAAAAAAUCCACACCUAUUCGUUAGAGAUCCAUAACUAUAGUAGAAAACCGAUCAGAAUCGUACUACUCAUAAUCAUAUAGCCAUCGUAGGGUACUUUUGAGAAAGUAUAUAAAGCAAGGUUAGAAUUACUUCCAGCAUAACCAGUGUGAUCUGUUGCUAAGAUAAAAGAAUGGUGAAAUACAAUUCAAAGAAAAAAGGUAUUACGAGAACCAUGCCAAGUACCUUCGAUAUAAGCUACAUGUUAGAGAACUAUCUACAGACAAGAAAACCGUGUGUACACUUUGACAGAGAGUAAAUUCUAUUCAUUCACCUUGUAUAAACACACUGCAACCACAAAUUUAUUGAAUCGUUUAAAAUUGUAAUUCCGUUUUUUUUUUGGUAAUAAAUUUUUGAAAAAGAGAA